Cuscuta campestris is the source of this 1702-nucleotide messenger RNA. NCBI's taxonomy places the organism in Eukaryota, Viridiplantae, Streptophyta, Magnoliopsida, Solanales, Convolvulaceae. The record is from the annotation of a GenBank genome assembly.
CUCGUUCCUCUCCCAUUUUAAAUCUAGGGUUUCUCUUUUUCAUUUUUCAAUUUUCAAUUUUUUAAUUCCUCUACUCCCUGGCACACUUAUGAAGUGCAAAAUUUCACAGCUCUUAGAUUCUUAAAUAGGGUUUUGAGCAGUGGAUUCCUCACAUUCUCCAGUUUAAGCUCCAGUUCGUUAUCUAUAUUACUAGCCCUUUCUCAAGAUUCCAACUUUAACAUUUUCUUUGUUGAGCUCGGAGAUUGGUUUCAUCUGUAUUUUUUUGCUGUGUUUGUGAAAAAUCCCGUCUUAAACCCUUUUCUGGAUUUGCAAAUCUUCAUACCAUCCGUGUAUAUGUAUUUAAUUUAUUGCUAAAUUUUAACCAUUUAAGGUUUCUCUGCCAAAGACUAGAUUUUUAUCAGGCUAUAUUGGCGGGGAAGGGGGUUCCUGGCCAAGUUUCUUUAUCAGUAAAUCAGUUAGGAUUCAAGGGCUUCGAGUCUUCUCUGGGUAAAUGCAUGGAUUUGAGGGAAGGCAUGUCGCUAUAUGGCUCAGCUUCUUACUAUAUUAACCCAGGAGGAAUUAGUGUAUCUGGAAGUUCAUCAGGGUUCAAGCCCAUUUUGAACCCUAAUGUUUCAGCAGCAGAGAACCCUUCAACCAGCUUUGAUCGAAGGGUUGACAUGGGUAUGACCACACAUGGUGGCGGCGGCGGUGAUCCAGUGAUGACGAAGAAGAAGAGAGGGAGGCCGAGAAAGUAUGGGCCUGAUGGGUCAAACAUGUCUUUGGCACUGUCUUCCAUGUCCAGCGGGCCUUCCACAAAUCCAGGCCCUAAGCGGAACAAAGGAAGACCGCGUGGUUCUGGUUGGAAGCAACAAUUAGCUCCCCUUGGAGAGUGGAUGAAUAGAUCAGCUGGAGUGGCAUUUACUCCUCAUAUCUUACACAUUCAAAUCGGGGAGGAUGUAGCAGCCAAAAUACUAGCGUUUUCACGGCAAAGGCCGCGGGCAUUAUGUAUAUUAUCUGCAAACGGCACGGUUUCCGCUAUAACAUUGCGGGCCCCAGCAAGCUCUGGUGCCACGGUCACAUAUGAGGGCCGCUUUCAGAUACUGCGCUUGUCAGGUUCGUACUUGGUUGCUGAGAGUGGUGGCAGUGGCCAUCACAACCGAAUUGGUGGAAUAAGUAUUUCCGUUUGUAGCCCCGAUGGGCAUGUCAUAGGGGGUGCCAUUGGAGGCCAGCUCAUAGCAGCAAGUUCAGUUCAGGUGGUUUUAUGCAGCUUUGUACACGGGACUCCGAACGAAAAACACAAGGCAGAGACCGGUGGUGGGGCCGACAUGGACAAUGCGACCCGGCCCGCUGAAAAACUGUCGGGCCCGAUUGUUCGUCCACCCGACCAAGACCGCAUCCCGAGCAUGGCUGCAGCAUGGCAGUCUAACCCCAGCUCCUUAACCCGAAGUUACCAGACCGGGAUUGACCUAACCCGUGGAUGAAUCGUUUCCCUUCAUUCAACGCAACAAUUCACGCUCACAGAGAAGAAAGAAAACAAGGUUCGGUUUUAGGGUGUGCAGAGGACUAUGGUUUCUGGAUUAACAACCCAAAUGCCAGACAAAUUGUUCAUAAGGUGGUUUGUGUAGAGUUUAUGAAAAAACCUUGGAGGGAGAGAGAUUGCAGUGUAUCAUAGGUGCUGUUAACCUUUGAUGAUUUGUUUAGGUUGUUGUAACAUUGAAUAUUU